Clunio marinus is the source of this 1079-nucleotide messenger RNA. Lineage: Eukaryota; Metazoa; Arthropoda; Insecta; Diptera; Chironomidae. The record is from the annotation of a GenBank genome assembly.
AAUCAUAGUAAAAUCAACCGAUUUAAGCUUCACUUCAUUCAGUGCAGUGCGUUUUAGUUCAUUUAUUUUAAAUAAUUGUAAAAGUUUAUUAAAAAAAAUCCUUAGAAAUGUUAAUGAAGGUCAUUCUUGUGUGUUUAAUGUCGCUUGCUGUGGGUGUCAAUUCAGGUGCAAUUGGAAUCGCCCCUGCUGCUGUAAUAUCAGCACGAACAGAGCUAGCCGAAGAAGAAUUCGACAGUCAUCCCGAAUAUAGCUUCUCAUAUUCUGUCGAUGAUGCUUUAACUGGGGACAACAAGCAACAGCAUGAAACACGAUCCGGAGACUCAGUCGUUGGUCAAUAUUCAUUCAUCGAAUCUGAUGGAACGAGACGGACGGUCGAUUAUACUGCUGAUGAUGUGAAUGGAUUUAAUGCUGUUGUAACAAAAACAGCUGCGGAAGUUCCUGUGACAAAAGUAAUUGCAUCACCUCCCCCAACUAAAUUGAUUGCAGCUCCAAUUUAUGCUGCUCCUGAGCCCGUUAUCGCUUCAGCAAGAGUUUAUACAGCACCUGCGCCACAACCAUAUAAGAUUAUUCAAGGAAGAACUUAUACUCCAGUGGUUUCACACGCUCCUGUAGUUUCUGCAACUUAUAGUGCUCCCAUAUAUUCCCAUGAGUCAUAUUAUCAUACCCCAACCGUCUUCUCACAUAGCCCAUUGACAUAUCACGCACCAGCCACCGCAAUCAUUCACCAUUAAAUCAUGCUUAAAUUACAAUGAAUCAUUUUCAAAUCCACUUUACUUCUUCUUUUACUUAAAGUAUCGUCAUCAUCAUCAUCAUCUGUCAAAUACUGAUCCCACCCAAUUAAGAUUCUCACGUUUCCAACAUAUUUGAAGUUAAAUUAAUUGGGAUUUGUCGACGGUGUUAAUGAAUCUUUAUGUUCUUAUCUCGUUAAAAAUGAUUUUGUAUAUUUUCCAACAUAAAUUAUCCAAAACGACAAGACGAAAAAUAAAACAUUUAAGAAAAGAAAUCUAAAUGUAAUUUAAUACAGAAGCUUUAUUCAAUUGGAUCUUGUUAAGAACACAAGUAGAUAGUCGUUGAGGUAA